GUUCAUGCUCAUCAAAAUUUGGAGGUGGCUACAUCAGCCAAAGGUAUGGAGAUUUGUGUGUUUUGCUUCAUCUAUCGUUGGCCUUAUCUGUUAUGCUUUGAGCUCCUCUUUCAAUCAUUUACUUGGAAAUUGGACCUGGUGGAAGUUACUUCUUUACAUUAUUUUCAGUUUUUUAAUUUCCCUUUCCACCUUGUUUGGAAAGACAUGGGAAUACUCCAACUCUCGCUGUUUGGAAGCUCACACAGCAUUUUCUGUUUUGCUUAUCACUUCUGUAUACUCCUUUUUCCUUGAUAAAGAUCUGAAACAGAAAGCAGAUGCCUAUAGUCUGCUUUCUUGUGUUGCUUUUGCUAUCAUGUCUCUAGGCUUGUCUAGGCUGAGUCAGUUAGGAUUUGAGGUUGAUCUCCUGUAUUUUUUCUGUGGACUUCUGACCGUACAACUCAUGAAAAUAAAACCGUGGUUAGUCACUGUUGGAGGAGCUUUCAGUUAUUCCCUCAUCAUUCUUCGUUCCAAUUUGGAUCCUCAACCAAGAAGUGGGUAUCAUGGACUUCAAUACCAAGAUCAUGUAGUGGUUGAAAUUGGUUCUCAUUCACAACCACAAGGAAUCAGUAAUAGUGUUACUCAAGUGGAUUCAACCCGAACCAUUAUGGCUAGUUCACAACCUCAUCCUGUCAUUGAUAUGGUCUGGCCUUCAAGAGGAACAAGGCGUAGUGCUUCUCUAGUAAUUUCACCUCAAGAGGGUGGUUCUGGUGGUGGCCCUCCCGAAAACAUUUAUGGUACCGAGGAAUGCUUCAUGGGUUGUAUAGAGGCUCUUAAGAAGGAGAAUGGGAACGUUAUCAGAGCAAUUUCCAUGCAUGUAGACAAAUACCUUAAAGCUAGUGUUCUUUAUGAGGAGGAGAUUUCAGUGGCAGAAUUGCAUGGCGACGACAACAUGGUGGUGGAUUCAUUGUCGUCAGGAAUGAUCAUCAAGCUUCGUGAAAGUGUAGAGAAGAUGGUGUCAGAUCGAUUUGAGGAGGAAUGCUUGCACGUUUACAGUAAUUGUCGGAGGGAGUUUCUGAAAGAGAGCCUCUGGGCAUUAGGGUUGCAGGAUCAAGAGCUCAACGGGGAGGACAUUAACAAGUCGGAGAAGAAUGAGAGGCUGAUAAAAGCUAUGAAUAUAGCGGCGAGGAUACUCUUUCCCAAUGAAAAAAGACUCUUCAAUCGUGUCUUUAGCCGCUCCAUUCCCAAUGGGGAGUUUAAUUUCAGGGAACUUUGCACGGAAUUGGCUACUAGUCUGCUGAACUCUGCCCUUGCCUUGGCAACUUGGAGCCAUUUCAUGCGCAACACAUUGCAGGAGUUGAUACAAGAGUUUGAAUCAUUUACAACACUCUUAAAUAUUGUAGUGCUCCUGAUAAGGCAGAGAUUGUGCAUUUAUGAAGCUUCGGAAAAUGUAUCACUCAUUCCUGGUGGCGGGAUUCAUCCUAUUACCCUUGAAGGGAUGUACUAUACUUAUUCGGUUUACAGAAAUAGGGAAAUUAGGAAACUUAGCCAAGAUUUAAAGGAGGGAAAGAUUCCAGCAUCUGUGUACAUAGACAAAGUGAGAAUUCUGUUAAAGAGUAGUUUGGACGAUAAGUCAAAAAAUGGUAAUAAGCUUGAAGUGAUGUACUACAUUAAAUCUCUACACCAAAGUAGGGAGAAUAAACUUAGACUAGGUUUAGAUGAAAUGAUUUCACCUGUGUGUAAUUACAAGAUGAUAGAGCUUGUAGAGAGCAGUUUAGAAGCCAACUCCAAAAAUUACAAAAACCCUUCUUUGCGUUAUGUUUUCAUCAUGAACAACCGGCGAUUCAUUGAAGUAGAGACAAAACUGAAUGGACUGGGACUUUCUUUUGGAGAUGACUGGCUCCACAAAAACACAAGAAAGAUCCAAGAAAACCUUGAGCUCUAUCUAAGAAGCUCAUGGAAUAAGAUUGUGGACCUUUUGAGGGUAGACAUCAAUCAACCAGAGUCUAGUGUUGUAGCCGAGUUGAUGAAAGACAACCUUUAUUGGUUCAACGAACACUUUGAUGAGACAUGCAACAUUCAGUCUGCAUGGUCUGUCUGUGAUGAGGAGCUAAGGGAACAAGUAAUAAAAUCCAUAGAAAACAUGCUGUUGCCAGCUUAUGGAAGUUUCCUUGGCACAUUUGAGCAACUUGUUGGGAAGCAUGCUUAUAAGUACAUUAGGUAUGGAAUGUUUGAGGUUCAAGAUCGACUCAACAAAUUGUUUCUUUUAAGGGAGUAG
Messenger RNA from Vigna umbellata (rice bean), 2254 nucleotides. Its product is annotated as exocyst complex component EXO70B1-like. Gene Ontology annotation, cellular component: exocyst. Gene Ontology annotation, biological process: exocytosis. Gene Ontology annotation, molecular function: phosphatidylinositol-4,5-bisphosphate binding. NCBI's taxonomy places the organism in Eukaryota, Viridiplantae, Streptophyta, Magnoliopsida, Fabales, Fabaceae. The record is from RefSeq and is a predicted model, not a curated record.